This is a messenger RNA of Cynoglossus semilaevis (tongue sole), 4743 nucleotides long. RefSeq names its product sodium bicarbonate cotransporter 3-like. The coding region runs from base 549 to 4172 and encodes 1207 amino acids. Gene Ontology annotation, biological process: bicarbonate transport; transmembrane transport; monoatomic anion transport. The transcript is spliced from 26 exons. The record is from RefSeq and is a predicted model, not a curated record. Gene Ontology annotation, molecular function: monoatomic anion transmembrane transporter activity; sodium:bicarbonate symporter activity; solute:inorganic anion antiporter activity. Gene Ontology annotation, cellular component: basolateral plasma membrane; apical plasma membrane; plasma membrane. NCBI's taxonomy places the organism in Eukaryota, Metazoa, Chordata, Actinopteri, Pleuronectiformes, Cynoglossidae.
UUGGUGGGUGACUGGACAGAAGGUUCUUGGCCCUGACAGGACAACCUGUGACCUUUGGCUUUCAAAGACCUUUCAUCAAAGGCUUCAAAGUGUAAAGUACCUUAGCCAUCAUUAAAUGAUAUUAUACAAUCAUAUCUAACAAAUGUAGCAUCCAGGUGACAUGUAAGGGAUAUGUGUCUUUAGGUACAUUUUUUCGGUUGUGUAACUCUUCAAAGCACAUGUUGUCCCGCCAUGGUAGAAGAGUUUUAUUCAAAAUCAAACAAUAACAGAAAAAGCCUCUUUUGGGACAUGGGGAACGACAAAGACAUAUCCCCCGCCCCCAUCCUGCGUUUCCUUACGUCAUUGGCCUACAAUGCCGAGUACUGGGAGCUCAUUGGCUGUUAAGAAGCGCCCGUCAUCUUUGAGGCGAGUUCCGUUGCUUCGACAGGGGAAGCACAAGCAGUUCUCGGCUCAGACAAGUGUCACCCGGCCCGGGUUCACACUCCCACAUCUACCGGUAAAUACGGAGACCAAAGCUGGGGGGAAAGAACCGGUGUGAGGCUGGUGAAAUGGAAGAACCCUCGGAACAAAUGAGACCACUCUUGAGAAGCGGUUUGGACGAAGAGGCGAUAGUGGACCAUGGAAAGUCGAGCUUCACCACGCACACAAACUACGAAAAGGACGAAUUGGAAAGCCACAGAGCAGUGUACGUAGGAGUUCACGUUCCUCUCGGAAGAGAGAGCAGACGACGGCAUCGUCACCGAGGACACAAACACCACCGCAAGAAGAAAGAGAAAGAUGAGGAAGGAAAGGAGGACGGCCGGGAUUCCCCGUCAUACGAUACACCAUCCCAGAGGGUCCAGUUCAUCUUGGGCACAGAAGAUGACGACCUUGAGCACGUUCCUCAUGACCUUUUCACCGAGCUGGAUGAGCUGUCAUUUAGAAAUGGCAGGGCCACAGAAUGGAGGGAGACUGCCAGGUGGCUAAAGUUUGAGGAGGAUGUGGAGGACGGUGGGGAGAGGUGGAGUAAACCCUACGUGGCUACUCUGUCUCUGCACAGUCUGUUUGAGCUGCGUAGCUGUAUUCUGAAUGGUACCGUCAUGCUGGAUAUGAGGGUCAACACUAUCGAUGACAUCGCAGACAUGGUGAUCGACAGCAUGGUGGCCUCCGGUCAGCUGAAGGAGGAUCUGCGGGAGAAGGUGCGGGAAGCCAUGCUGAAGAAACACCACCACCAGAACGAAAGGAAACUUAGCAAUCGCAUCCCUCUGGUGCGCUCCAUUGCUGACAUAGGCAAGAAACAUUCAGACCCGCUCUUGCUUGAGAAAACGGGAGAGGGCCUGUCCUCUUCACGUCUCUCUCUCCACAAGCCCGGGGCGUCAUCUUCUGCCUCCACCCAGUUCCAAAGACAAGAGUCCAGAAUGUCCAUGCUGCUCAACCACCUUCUACCCUCUUCUUCCUCCUCUGGCCACUCGCCCCUAAGUACCCCACAAAAUACCCCCACUUUCUUCCGUCGUUCCUCCCCCAGCCCGCCAAGCCCUCACGGUGGCCCCCAAGCCAUCCCUGAGGUGGUGGUGUCGCCUCCAGAGGAUGAUGAGCCUCCAACCUCCACAGAAGACGACGCGGCAUCGCCGGAGUUCCGCCGACAAGUGUCUUCGCCGACCCAGGGCAUUGAGCUGAUGCCCUUAGAAGGUUCAAUGGUGUCUCCCACCUCUGUCCCCCAAAACCUGGAUGGCAACAAGGCGGUGGAGAGGAGGCCGUCCAAAGUAGGGGUCAGUAGAGAAGGCAGCAGUGUCGACUUCAGCAAGGUGGAUAUGAAUUUCAUGAAGAAGAUUCCUCCCGGUGCUGAGGCGUCCAACGUGCUGGUGGGAGAAGUGGACUUCCUGGAGAAGCCCAUCAUUGCCUUUGUACGACUGUCCCCUGCAGUACUCAUCACAGGCCUCACUGAGGUGCCGGUUCCCACCAGGUUUCUUUUCCUGCUUCUGGGUCCUCACGGCAAAGGGCCGCAGUACCACGAAAUCGGCAGAUCAAUGGCCACACUCAUGACGGAUGAGAUUUUCCACGACGUGGCGUACAAAGCAAAAGACCGAACGGAUAUCCUUUCCGGGAUAGAUGAGUUCCUUGACCAAGUGACCGUCCUUCCUCCUGGAGAAUGGGAUCCCACCAUUCGGAUCGAGCCUCCCAAAAAUGUCCCGUCUCAGAUGAAGAGGAAGAGGCCGUCCCAGCCUAAUGGAACUGCGUCUCCUGCUGGAGAGCUGGAAAAGGAGGAGGACCAUCACACGGGACCUGAGCUGCAGAGGACCGGGAGGAUAUUUGGAGGUUUGAUCAUGGAUAUUAAGCGGAAGGUGCCGUUCUACUGGAGCGACAUCAGGGACGCGUUGAGCCUGCAGUGUCUGGCCUCCAUCCUCUUCCUCUACUGUGCCUGCAUGUCUCCUGUCAUCACAUUUGGGGGGUUGCUGGGAGAGGCUACGAAGGGCAACAUCAGUGCCAUAGAGUCUUUAUUUGGGGCCUCGAUGACAGGAAUUGCUUAUUCCCUCUUUUCAGGCCAGCCCCUCACUAUACUGGGCAGCACGGGGCCCGUCCUGGUGUUUGAGAAGAUCCUCUUCAAGUUCUGCAGUGACUACGGCAUGUCGUACCUGUCGCUGCGGUCCAGCAUCGGUCUGUGGACGGCCUUCUUUUGUAUCGUCCUGGUGGCCACAGAUGCCAGUACUCUGGUCUGCUACUUCACCAGAUUUACAGAAGAGGCCUUCGCCGCCCUCAUCUGCAUCAUCUUCAUCUACGAAGCUCUGGAGAAGCUGUUCCACCUGGGAGAGCACUUCCCUGUCAACAUGCACAACACUUUAGACAAUCUCACCCAGUAUUCGUGUCAGUGUUCUCCCCCGGCCAACGUCACACAGAAGAUGGAGCAGGACUGGAAUCAGACAGGAUACAGUCCAGACUCUGUUCCCUGGAGCAGCCUCAGUGUUUCAAUGUGUAAAAAGCUCCAUGGGCAGUUCGUGGGGGCCGCCUGUGGUCACCAUGGUCCCUACAUACCAGAUGUCCUCUUCUGGUCUAUAAUCCUCUUCUUCACCACCUUCUUCUUGUCCUCCUUCCUGAAGCAGUUCAAGUUCCAGAGAUAUUUCCCAACCAAGGUGAGAUCCACCAUCAGUGACUUUGCUGUGUUCAUAACCAUCAUGACCAUGGUGUUGGUGGACUAUCUGAUGGGCGUGCCUUCGCCUAAACUGAAUGUUCCAGACCGCUUCGAGCCAACUUCCAAGAACCGAGGCUGGCUGAUUAAUCCUUUAGGGGAUAACCCCUGGUGGACGCUGCUGGUAACAGCACUUCCUGCUCUGCUCUGCACCAUCCUGAUCUUCAUGGAUCAGCAGAUCACUGCAGUCAUCAUAAACCGCAAGGAGCACAAACUCAAGAAAGGCUGUGGCUAUCACCUGGACCUGCUGGUAGUGUCGGUGAUGUUGGGCGUGUGCUCCGUCAUGGGCCUGCCGUGGUUCGUGGCCGCCACCGUCCUCUCCAUCACGCACGUUAACAGCCUGAAGGUGGAGUCGGGCUGCUCCGCUCCCGGAGAGCAGCCCAAGUUCCUGGGAAUCCGGGAGCAGCGGGUCACAGGAUUCAUGAUAUUCAUGCUGAUGGGCUGCUCUGUUUUUAUGACCUCGGCGCUCAAGUUCAUUCCCAUGCCUGUGUUGUAUGGAGUCUUUCUCUACAUGGGCGUCUCCUCCCUCAAAGGAAUUCAAUUCUUUGAUAGAAUAAAGCUGUUUGGAAUGCCGGCCAAACACCAGCCUGAUCUGAUCUACCUGCGCUACGUGCCGCUGUGGAAGGUUCACAUCUUCACCCUGGUGCAGCUCUCCUGUCUGGUGCUGCUGUGGGUCAUCAAGGCCUCGGCAGCUGCGGUUGUGUUUCCCAUAAUGGUUUUGGCUCUGGUUUUUAUCCGAAAGCUUCUGGACUUCUUCUUCACAGCGAGAGAACUGAGCUGGCUCGACGACCUGAUGCCUGAGAGCAAGAAGAAGAAAGAGGACGAUAAAAAAAAGAAGGAGGAGGAGUCCAGACUUCAGGAAGACGAUGAGGCACUGAAGGUCGGCUACCAAGACCCUAACACACUCAACAUCCCAGUGAAGACGCUGUCUGGAAGAUCAUACAGAAUAGGACUAGUGACCCACAGCCUUCCAAAGGAAGAAGAGCCAGGAGAAGGUAGCUUGUGUUAGAGUGGACGUCAGCCCCGACACGCCGGGAGGAGGAUCCAGCGCCGAGACCUUCCUGUGAUGUCAUCCAUCUACAACUUUUUACCCCCAGUGGAGGGCACCAUCACGGUGGAGGGCAAAGAAGAGGAGCGGUGACUCUUCUCCUACCUUCAGAAGAGGAGGUGAACCUCCUGCAGGAGUCCUGCUUCACUCCAGUGUGCAGCCUGUGUUCAAAUAUUUGUAAAAUGUACUUCCUGAGAGCACACACACACACACACACACACCUCUGAAUGAUAGAGUUGUGCUGUGACUGCCCAUCGACGCGCUUUCAAAAAUGAAAUAUAUAUUUUCCAUAUCACUCAUUCAGAUGCCAAAGGACGGGGCCUCGCUGUCGGGUUUUUACUGUUUGACUGUUUUUGAUUUUAGUUUAUUUAAAUUUCAACUGGUUUUACAUUUCAUGGUUGUCGUCGUCAUCAUGGUUUCAGCUGGCCACCGCUUUGUACAUGUCUCAGAACAACAUACGUUUUUAUUCCGUGCUGUUUGGUUGUGUGUGUUCAUGUGUUUUCAUUCAUUAAACUCAACCAGCUUUAAACCC